This is a messenger RNA of Nicotiana attenuata, 2058 nucleotides long. RefSeq names its product ABC transporter G family member 26. The record is from RefSeq and is a predicted model, not a curated record. Bases 1 to 2058 code for a protein of 685 amino acids. NCBI's taxonomy places the organism in Eukaryota, Viridiplantae, Streptophyta, Magnoliopsida, Solanales, Solanaceae. The transcript is spliced from 9 exons. Gene Ontology annotation, cellular component: membrane. Gene Ontology annotation, molecular function: ATP hydrolysis activity; ATP binding; ABC-type transporter activity.
AUGGAGCAAGUAGCACAAGAUGAAAUCGAGGAUUUGUCAUUGUCCCCGCCAACUGUUGGCUCCAUGCAGAUUGCUGGAAGCAAUGGUUUCGGCCAUAACAUAGAGUUCAUGUCUCAAGCUUAUCUUAGAAACAGAAGUUGUUCUGAAAUUGAUAUAGAAGUAGACCAUAAUACAUCUAUCACUCAUAAUGAUCAACCCAUUCCCAUAUUUCUCAAGUUUGCAAAUGUGGAGUACAAGGUGAAGAUUAACCAAGCUUUCUCCAACAAUCCUGUCAAGGCAGUUGUAUCAAAGGUUGCUUCCCAGUUUGAGCAUGACAAUUACAAGCAUAUACUCAAGGGUAUAACAGGAAGCGUUGGUCCUGGUCAAAUUCUUGCCUUAAUGGGGCCUUCUGGCAGUGGAAAAACAACUUUGUUAAAGAUAUUGGGCGGAAGACUGCACGAAAAUGUCAGAGGAACCGUCACUUACAAUGACAUUCCAUAUAAUCCGGCUCUUAAAAGAAGGGUGGGUUUCGUGACACAAGAUGAUGUGCUUUUUCCGCAAUUGACUGUUGAAGAAACCUUAGUUUUUGCUGCAUUCUUAAGACUUCCAAGUAAGAUGAGUCGACGUCAGAAGUAUGAAAGAGCAGAAGUUAUUAUUAAGGAAUUAGGCUUGGAAAGAUGUCGUCACACGAGAAUAGGUGGAGGACUCGUUAAAGGUGUUUCUGGGGGAGAAAGAAAAAGAGCUAGCAUAGGUCAUGAAAUCCUUGUUGAUCCUUCUCUCCUCUUGCUCGACGAACCAACUUCAGGCCUUGAUUCUACCUCCGCAAAUAGACUACUUCAAAUUCUUCAAGGGCUUGCUAAGAUGGGAAAGACAAUCAUAACAACAAUUCACCAGCCCUCAAGCAGGAUUUUUCACAUGUUUGAAAAAAUCUUGUUGAUAUCAGAAGGUUAUCCGGUCUAUUAUGGUAAGGCCAGGGAAUCGAUGGAGUACUUCUCGUCUCUAGGUUUCAUUCCAGAAAUUGCAAUGAAUCCAGCAGAGUUCUUGCUGGAUUUAGCAACGGGGCAAGUAAACGACAUUAGUAUUCCUGAUGAUCUAUAUCCACCUCAAUGCACAUCUGAACAAGAGAGGGUUGUAAUUAGAUAUCUGCAACACAAGUACAAAAUCCAGUUGGAACCAAAAGAGAACCAUCAAAUCGCUAAGGCACCAGAGCAUCUUCAAAUGGCCGUUAAAGUAAAGAAAGAUUGGACUAUAUCCUGGUGGGAACAAUUCAGGAUACUGUCAAAGCGAACAUACAAGGAGAGAUGUAGAGAUUAUUUUGACAAGUUGCGGUUAGUUCAAUCGCUUGGAGUUGCAGUAUUGCUCGGCCUUCUUUGGUGGAAAUCCUCAACUGCAACUGAAGCUCAACUUCGUGAUCAGAUUGGUUUAAUGUUCUACAUCUGUAUAUUCUGGACUUCUUCAUCAAUUUUUGGAGCAGUAUAUGUUUUCCCAUUUGAGAAGAUCUAUUUGGUGAAGGAAAGGAAAGCAGACAUGUAUAGAUUAAGCGUCUACUACGUCUGCAGCACAUUGUGUGACAUGGUAGCGCAUGUUUUAUAUCCGACAUGUUUCAUGUGCAUUCUCUACUUCAUGGCUGGAUUCAAGAGAACUGUCCAAUGUUUUUUCUUAACAUUGGGUGCAACACUAUUAAUUGCAAUAACCAGCCAGGGAGCUGGAGAGCUUUUUGGAGCUGCAGUUAUGAGUAUUAGAAGGGCGGGGAUGGUCGCCUCCCUGAUAUUGAUGUUGUUUCUUCUCACUGGAGGUUACUAUGUUCAGCAUAUACCAAAAUUCAUGAGGUGGCUAAAGUAUUUAUCAUUCAUGUACUAUGGAUUUAGGCUGCUGUUGAAAGUGCAAUACUCAGGAGAUGAAUUAUAUGACUGUGAAAGCAAAGGAGGAUGCAGAACCCUACAGAGUUCUCCAUCAUUUGACACAGUCAAUUUAAAAGGUGGCUUAAAAGAAGUUUGGGUUUUGAUAGCAAUGGCUCUUGCUUAUCGUUUCUUAGCUUACCUUUGCCUUCGCAGAAAAAUCAAUAUUUGUAAUCUUUAA